Molecule: messenger RNA, 2788 nt
Organism: Botrytis cinerea B05.10
Lineage: Eukaryota; Fungi; Ascomycota; Leotiomycetes; Helotiales; Sclerotiniaceae
Exons: 4
Coding region: 282-2450 (722 amino acids)
Biological process (GO): proteasome-mediated ubiquitin-dependent protein catabolic process
Cellular component (GO): nucleus
Molecular function (GO): ubiquitin protein ligase activity; metal ion binding
Source: RefSeq, a predicted model, not a curated record
GAUCGAUUACCCCAUUACAGUAAAUAAGGCUUGAGCUAAGGUUAUCUUUGCGGGACGCAAUCCAUUUUGUGCGAACAUCCAUUUCACAACACGGCAUUGACUUUUCCAUUCUCACCUACAGCCUCAUCUAGAAGGCACUUUUAAGUGCUCUGAAAGGCAAGGCGCUUCUUUCGAAGAAUCUGACAGAUAUACCAAACUUAUUACACUGCUGCCGUGGUUGCCCAUACACAACGGCGAGCGAUCCUAGCCCUCCUACGAUACCGUCGGUACCGAAAAUUACCAUGAAUUCUUCAUCCCCCUCUGUUAUGUCUAGAACCACGCCAAGUCAUGGAUCUCGCAUGCGCGAAAACACAUCCAGGAGUCGGGAGGCUACACCAACCGUUACGAAGGUCGGGGCUCUUAUAAAAAUCGAGGACGAAGAGCGGGUUCAACAUAAUGCACAGCUUUCUGCGGAUAAUUUCAGAGACGACCUGGUUUCUAUGAGAAAAUGCUUAACUUGCUCCAUCUGCGACCAACUACUUUACGAACCAUGGAUUUUACAGUGUGGCCAUACAUACUGUUAUUCUUGUCUGUGCCAGUGGUUCAUCCCAAAUAAGAGAAAAAAGACUUGCCCAGAAUGUCGCGCACCAGUAAAACAAAUACCAGCUCCAGCCUUCCUUAUAAAAAAUAUGGUCGAAAUAUUCAUCCAAAGAGGUCAGCUAAUGCCAGACGACGAGACGGUAGAACAGCACAAGGUCAAGAAUGCCGAGGAAACUGAGAUGGUAGAGAAAGAUAAGAAUAGCCCCGAAGGAUUGUUCAAAGGCACAUUCCCACUACGGCAUGGGGAAUUGUGGCUCGAUGAAGUGGAUGGGAUUAUGCGAUGUCCCUCCUGUGGGCAUGAGCAUGAAGGCGGCCCAUUGUGCAAUCAUUGUGGUGCUGAGUUUGACGAUAUUCAUGGCUUCAGCGAUAUGGAUGACGACGGCGAUCUUUCGGAUUUUGACAUUGGUUAUGGAGAAAAUGCAGAGCAUGAGGAUAUCAGGCUUCAACUUGAGCUUGAGGCCGAAUUGUCAAGGGAGAUGAGCGAUGCUUCAAACGCUGCCCACUUUCGCCAUAAUCCUUUUGCUUUUGGCCCAAGUCACGUUCUUCAUCAUUUCCACGCUCAUCGGCGUGGUCACCGUGUGGAUGAUUUAAACGACGACUCAGAAGAUCCUACAAAUUCCGAUACCAGCAAUCAGGACAAUAGCGAUGACGAAGAUGCUGGCUCACUGGAAGAUUUCAUUGCAGAUGACGAUGAAGAUAGCGAGUCUGCUGCUCCUCCACCACGUAGGGCGAGACAGAGAGUGGUCAUAAUAUCAGACGAUGAAGAUGAUGAUGACGACGAAGAUGAUUCCGAUGAUGAAGGUGGUGCAAUUACAAGUCGCCGACGGCCGCGACCUGGCUGGCCCGGCUCCUCGGAAACACCUUCCAGAGCUGUCUCAACCGCAGCGGAGGAGAAUGGUAGUACACCCUCUAGAUCUAUCUUGAUUUCAGAUGACGACAAUGGUAGCAGUGCAAAUGGUUCGGAGUUUGGUGACGAGGCGGUCAAUUAUGAGUCGCGCAGGCUGAGGGCCUCGGGUGGCUGGAGUCCCUUGGAUGAAGGAGAGGAUGACGAUACAAACAGAUUGGCGCAGGGUGAUUAUGGUGAUUAUACCACAACUGACGAUGAAAGAGCCUCGGAUGAAAGCGAUUCGGAUACAAUAGGUAAUCCAAAUUCAGAUGCCGAAGAAGAAGAAGAUCGGCCUCGGGGCGGGCUUCGGGGAAUACUGAAUUAUGAUUAUGAGGAAAUGGACCCAAAUUUUGAUGGUUUCUCUUCAAGCGUGGAUGGGGAUGCCACACCAAUCGAUUAUGCUGGAACUAGCGACGGCGCGUCUAACAAUCACGGAAGCGAAAACGAGCAUUACGACUAUGACACUGAUGGAGAUCUACCACCUAGCAUGGAUCGGGAUGGUGAUACUGAAAUGAGUGUGUCCCCUGGUGUAUCACGAUCCAGUCGAGAUGUUAGUGUAGAGAGUAAUUUGGGCGGAAAUCUCGGCGUUGCAAACGAAGUUACCGGGGAUGACGACGACGAUGAUGAUUCAGACAGCUCGAUUCGCCCACCCCCACGUCGACAACCGAGAAAUAAUGCUGGUCAUCAACAGUAUAAUUCAAGAAUAAGCAUGCUUUUCGCAGAACAUCAGAAUACUGUUAGGAACGCUCGAAACCCCGAUGACAUAAAUUAUUGGGAAGAUGAGAUCAAUAGGAAUGUCCGAGAGGAACUGCCCUCUGGGAAUCGUCGCAGGACUCAAUAUCAUCAUCCCCUAGGCCCAUCGGGAGGCAAUCAUCAUCGCACCAUGCAACCUCUUGGAAUUGAUAGAAUCAGAACAUCUAGAGGCUCUUCGCCACCACGCAUCGCACCUACUUAUGGUAGAACUGGUCGCUCGCAGAGACAGUAGUCAACAUAAUUGUAAAUAGAACAGACAUAAUAACGAGGCGUUGGGUAAAACUCUUCUUUCUGGGAUCUCAACAUUGGCGCCUGCCUGGACUGGACCGGGCGGGGAUUGAAUGGGAAGGGAGUUUGGGUCAAAUACCAGGAAUGGAAUAUACGAGCAUAUUAGUCUUAAGGGCGUGGCGUUACUUGAUCUGAACAUCAAGUUAGGUCAAGGGGUAUUUAUUCGCUGAUAUGAGCUGUCUACCAAUGGCGAUUUUGGUUGCCUAUGCAUACCUACAUAUACAUAGAUUACACGUUUAAAAGUAAAUCAUUACAAGAAUAUUUAUAAUCCACGAUCAAGCA